AUGGAGAUGAAAGUGAUGUCAGCUUGUGCUCUUGCUGAUUUGGCUUUAAAUUCUGCUAUAGGUUUGCCAAAGGCCAAACACCAAAACCAUGAAGACCCCAGCAACAGGGUCCUGGAAUUUAGUGAGGUGAGCGUGACAAAACUUUUAUGGGCACUUGUCGACUUUUCACUGACUAUGAUAAACUAG
This is a messenger RNA of Sphenostylis stenocarpa, 186 nucleotides long. Lineage: Eukaryota; Viridiplantae; Streptophyta; Magnoliopsida; Fabales; Fabaceae. The record is from the annotation of a GenBank genome assembly.